This is a messenger RNA of Toxorhynchites rutilus septentrionalis, 15160 nucleotides long. It is a transcript of the gene Oatp30B, whose product is annotated as solute carrier organic anion transporter family member 5A1. The record is from RefSeq and is a predicted model, not a curated record. The transcript is spliced from 15 exons. Gene Ontology annotation, cellular component: membrane. NCBI's taxonomy places the organism in Eukaryota, Metazoa, Arthropoda, Insecta, Diptera, Culicidae. Bases 1433 to 5125 code for a protein of 1230 amino acids. Gene Ontology annotation, molecular function: protein binding. Gene Ontology annotation, biological process: transmembrane transport; sodium-independent organic anion transport.
CGACUCGCUGUCAGUUCAUGAGAAGAGUUCAAAUGGAAUUGUCUAAACCACGGUCGAUUUGUUCGGGUUCGAUUGAUUCUGUUCUGGUGGCAAAAAGGCAAACAUUGUGUGUGGCUGGUUCUCGAUUGAUCAGAGCAUAGCUGUCGUGUAAUUUUCCAAUCUCUGGAUGAAAGAUGCUGCACAGCAUCAGUGUUGACGGAUGUAUUCAUAUACUGGGAAAAUUAUCUCAAUAGUGUGAAAGUGUCGCCGUGACCAGUUACGAGAUUAUGAAAACAAUGGCAGAGAAAUGUUUACUUUAGUUUUGUUAUCAUUUUCAUUUCUUUGCUGAGGUUUGAAAGUGCAAAUACAACAACAGUGAGUGCUCGAGUAGAAAGGAAAUUUUCUUUGUUACGUCGCUAUUGGAUUGUCGCUCGCGUUGUGUUUAUUUUUUCAUCGCUUCCGGUUGUUCUUAGAUGUUAUUAUUGAUCGUACGGCUGUCGAAGUGGCCCGAAGUGUGCCUAUCGUGUUUUUAUUGCGAUGAAAUUUUCAGUUCAGAACUUGAAUCUUUCCGGAAACAGCCCGUGUUGAAUGGAGACGACGUUUCCGUUCGAGCCAUGCUUCGAGGAAAAUCAAUAGUAUAACGCUUGACGACGACGACGACGGUGCAAUAAUAUGCCCCGUAGGUUUGUGAAACCCUACAACAACCACGACGACGACGACGCCGCCGAAACGACAAACGCGACGGUUUGAGCUGGGGGCAGUUUGUGUAUGUGUGCAACAGUCAGUGGUGUGCAACAACAUUGAUCGCAGAAAUCAUAAUACGUCACGAUUUGUUGGAGCCUGCGAGCCAUGUGGAUGUGAUCUGUUUUGUCGUGAUGCCCAGUUGGUCGAUAAUCGUGGUUGAGAAGUUAUGAAAGUGAAGCCAGCAGAGGCUGAAGACGACGUGUUGUAGGCAAGGUUGCGGCUGCUCUAAUUUGUGCGGUUGGUACCUGUAGUGUUGAGUGAAAAAAAAACGGUGCUAUUGGGGAGGAAUAAAAUAGAGGUCUGUUGAGAGAAAGUGUUCUGUGAAAAAUAUAUAAUCAAAACGUACCAAACAUUGUGAGGAGAAGUGAAGGAAUCACGAUCGAAGACUGAAGAUAUCGCACACGGAAUUGACAAACGCGAACUUUAUCGGAAGGGGCUAAAUUGAUUCGAAAUACAUGGAAUCAUCGAUGAAACAUCAACUAGAAGCUCCAACACGAAUUCAAGGUUUCUGACGUCAGAGACGAGUUCGAUCGGGGUAGCUUAAUAUACCCGGAGAAUGCUGGAGGUGGCGCCGCAACGCUUGAAAAUAACUCUACUGAGCGAAUCUGGCUUGCCACCGCAUCAAACCCACAGCCUCCCGUGAAGGAAGAAAGCUAAGUGCCCCUUAACGACGCUCGUUUUCGUGCGAACUUUACACACAUCCAGCUGAAUGAAGAUGACGACCUCGAGUUCAGCGAACGACGGCGGAACGUCGAACAGCAAUGCACACCGGAAAGGACACAGGCGGAAUGAGUCCAUGUACGCGAUGACCGGUCUGUACGCGGAAGCUCAGACGGACGACAGCAGUGCGGAUAUCCCCCAGGACACGGAAUCGGAAUCACUGCCGGCUUCGGUGAACACUGCCACCACAGACACCGUGAUCAAGUGCCACAGCCGACAGCCCUCGAACACUGUCAUGAUGAUGGAACGCGAGAAGCCCCUGCCGAACGUGCUGCUAGUGAACGAGGACUACUCGCGGGAUUGCGGCAUCCUGAGCUGCAGGCCUUCGACGUUCCAACAGUUCGCUAGGAUUAAGGUCUUCGUACUGCUGCUGUCCAUCCUGGUGACACUGCAGCAGGCACUCAGUUCCGGAUAUAUCAAUUCGGUCAUCACGACCAUCGAGAAGCGGUUCGAGAUCCCUUCGAGCCUAUCCGGGCUGGUGGCUUCGAGUUACGAGAUCGGGAAUGUUAUCACCGUCAUCUUUGUUAGCUACCUGGGCAGCCGGAGACACAUCCCAGUGUGGAUUGGAAUUGGUGCUGUGAUAAUGGGCAUUGGUUCACUAAUCUUCAUGAUUCCCCACUUUACGGGAGAGCCAAAUCCCGGGAUUUUAAUCAACAAUAAGACUACCGACAAUAUCUGCCGGUUGGUAUCGGUGCGAGAACAGGAUAUGGGGCUAGGGCGGUUCUCAAAUAGCCUUUCCAAUCCGCCUCUAACGACACAUAAUUUGAGAGGUGACAACUGCUUGAAGAGCAAAGCCUCCACUUUUGGGCCGGUGAUAUUAUUCAUCAUAGCCCAAAUCCUACUCGGAGGUGGCGGAAGUCCUCUUUUCACACUGGGUACCACGUAUGUCGACGAUCAUGUGCGGAAGGAGAGUUCAUCAAUGUAUAUAGGUGCAAUGUAUAGUAUGGCCGCUUUUGGGCCUGUUUUAGGUUUCCUGCUUGGAGCAUAUCUGCUAUCGUUUCAUAUGGAUUCGUUCUCCGGUAGCGACAUCAAUAUAGAUCAAGACGACCGUCGUUGGGUCGGCAUGUGGUGGGGCGGAUUUCUUGUAUGUGGAAUCCUGUUGAUCCUCGUAGCUGUACCGUUCUUCUCAUUUCCCAAAGUACUUACGAGAGAGAAGAAGAAAAUCCGAAUAGCUGAACAAAAACUGCCCCAACUGCAGCAACUGUCCUCGCACAACUCCAGCAGUUUGCAAAGACAACAGCAGACAUCCCAGUCACAGCUGCAGCAGUCGAAUCAGCAGCAAUCCGGUGGUGGAACUGGUCAAGCUGGAGCAGGGAAAACAAAUGAUGAUUCCGGAUAUGGGAAGGACAUCAAAGACAUACCAUUGUCAAUGUGGCGUCUGGUUUCUAACCCUGUAUACAUCGUCACAUGCUUGGGCGCUUGCAUGGAACUCAUGAUCGUGUCCGGCUUCGUGGUGUUCCUGCCUAAGUAUCUCGAAACGCAAUUCAGCUUGGGUAAGAGCCAAGCUAGUGUGUUUACGGGAUCCAUCGCAGUCCCCGGAGCAUGUAUUGGAAUCUUCAUAGGCGGUUGCAUUCUGAAGCGGUUUCAACUGAAACCUAAGGGAGCAGUUCAGUUUGUUCUGGUUUCGAACCUUGUCUGUUUGUCCUGCUAUGGCUUGCUGUUUUUCCUGGGAUGUGAAAAUUUGAAGAUGGCAGGCACAACUAUUCCAUACUACAACAGCUCACCGGCUCAUGCCCCCGAGCCGUUCCAGGUAAAUCUCACUGCGGCAUGCAACUUUGGAUGUGAAUGUCACAUGUACGAUGUUGAACCGGUCUGUGGAAACAACGGGCUUACGUACUUCAGUCCUUGUCACGCCGGAUGUACAGCGUUCUCUUCCAGUUCGAACUAUACCAAUUGUGCUUGCGUUCAAGCUAAUGUCACUAAAGUAUACACGGGGGCCGAGGGAGCACAGGCGCAAGCACUGAAUGCCCAUGAAAACUUUGCAGAAGUGACCGUCGUUCCUGUGGCCACUGCCGGGGUCUGCAACAAACCCUGCCGAACGAUCUAUCCUUUCCUGAUACUGUUGUUCUUCAUGACGUUCGUCGUCGCUUCGACACAGAUGCCGCUGUUGAUGAUAGUUUUAAGGUCCGUCUCCGAAGAGGAGCGCUCGUUUGCGCUUGGCAUGCAGUUUGUGAUAUUCAGAUUAUUCGGGUACAUUCCUGCGCCGAUUGUUUUCGGCAAUUUGAUCGACUCGUCGUGUCUGCUGUGGAAGUCCACCUGCGGCGAGAAAGGUGGUCGCUGUCUCAUUUACGACAUCGAGAAAUUUCGCUACAAGUAUGUUGGACUCUGCGCGAGUAUAAAAAUCAUUGCACUGGUAAUUUUCAUCAUCGAUUGGUGGUUGGUCCGACGGAGGAAGAUGCUGGACAAACUGAACCCACUGUCAGCUAACGAACUUGUUGGGUCAAUCAUCAGUUUGGAUAAAUUGUUUGAAGAAAAAGCUAAUUUGGACAGUCAGGCGAUUCCGUUCAACGGUGAAUGCAUUUCCGGUGAAUCGGUGGGCGAUAACAGCAGUAAGCGCAUACUGAUAGCUAGUCGACAUUUGAGGAAUGAUUCGAAAUCGAUUCAGUUAGAAUACAGGUACGACGACGCUCCAGCCCAGCACUAUCAUCGACCGCGCAAGCACAUCCGCAGCAAUUCCUGCGACAUAAAGAUUCAACGGUCUAAUUCGACCACCAAUCGGGAGACGGACUUCCACGAUUGGAAACUGAAACGUUUUAUGCGACACCACACGCGAAACAACUCCCGGGAUCUGGAUCAGGAGCACUGCUGUCGCCAGCAGCAGGCAACUUCACACCUAGGCCGAUGGAUUGCGCUGCACAAUAACGAGCAGCCGUCAUCGACCAACAUCAAGUACAUUCUGAACCACCUGAAGAACAACAAUGUGGAUGGCCAUGGCAAACUGAACUACAGCAACAGCUGUAGCGGAGGGAACGGUGGCCCGUGUGGCGGGCCGAAGAAGAAGCGACACACAAGAAACUAUUCGUACGGGCAGGAGUUUUCCUUCCUACCGAACAAUGUCAUCAUCCGGUUGGACAAUGACAUAGCAAAUAAGUUCCUGGCGAAUAAUGGAGGCGGGACCAGUUCGAGGAAGAGUUCCGUCUCGCAUGAUGUGAAUCUGUUGAAAAAUGUGAGCAAGUUGAAUAACUGUGCGGUGGGAGCGGUCGGAGGUAAUAAGAACAUGAAUGAUCUGAAUGAGGAACUAGAAUCCAAAUACGCGAAGGGGUCGUCUCCCAGCUAUGGACAUUCUAGAAACAACUCCAAAGAUUUGAACUUACUGAAUGCACAGGUUCCUGGAGAGGGUGCCACCAGUGGGAUUUUGGGGGGCAUCAAAGCGUUGAUUGAUGACUCCAACAGUAUCCUGAGGCACCGGAGGACAAACUCAAAGGAUUUAAAGUAUAGCAGCUACCAGCCGUGUGAACCGAUCGGUAGUUCCUCCAGCGUAAGUAGUAAUAUUAGGAAAUUAUCCACUGGCAACGAGACCCAGUUGCACCAUCCUCAUCAUCACCUGCAUCAUGGGCACCAGCCGAGUUACGCCGCCGUAGCAGAUGUGGGUCAGCCUGAAUCGCUCCACAUAUUGCUGGAUAGAUCCAAUCUUCUGGAGGAACCGUGCGCCAGCAGUAGUUCGACAUCGACGAAUGUUUAGCCGCCAACUGGGCGAGUUUCAUCGGUAACAACUAUUCUGUCUAACGCCGAAACGUUCCACAAUGCCAUACGACGUAAUAGUGGGGUUAGUAGAUUACUAUUUUUCCCUCGUGCUUUGACCAAUCGUUUCUUCCUGCUUUCGAGAGCCGCGAUUGUGUUGAGAGCAUCAUUCCUUUGUAGACAUUCAUUGAAUUUCUUCCCGCGGCAGAUUUUUCACAUUGAUCGAACGUAAAGAAAAGGUUUCACAUCAACAGGAAUCCCGUACUUGGAAGUUUGUUAAAUCAAAAUACAUAAAUAGUAGUAGGAUUACGUAGCUAGUGAUUGUAAAUACCCGAGACUGCAUUUUUUUAUGUUUAUAGCGGAAGCUCAUGUGUUUAGGGUCGAGAUAGGAAAGGAAGUGGCGUAGAACUGUUCAGGAAGUGGUUUCUGCAUUUUCUUAAUUUAUAUUUUUGGGAUCAGUUGUUUUAAAACGCAACUAUUACGUGGAAGACAAAAAGCAGACAGUCAAGACUCCACGGAACAAAUAAUCAAUACGAUCACAACCACGCAGAACCAUUUAACCGUUGGUGACGCAUUCGCAACAUUCGCUGUGCGGGGAAAUUGACUCAUAUAGAUCUAGUCCCUUUACUGAGGCCGAGUUGAAGGGUACUCCAUUGAUCUAUGUAGCAACUUCUCAAAGUAGUCUUAUCUUAUGGGGAUUCUUAGGAUUGAUGAAAAAACCCAAAAGAAGAUAUGAAAUGUGUUUGCUCUCAGCAAUGGUUAAGUCACAUGGUGUGGCAUGAUGACAGCAGCAUCUUGUGACGUACUCGUCCAGUUGCUCAUGAACUCGCAGUUUCAGGGUAGGUCAAGUCUCCAAAUAGCCAUAUGGGAACUGUCUGGAAAUUUUAUGUUGUCUGGCUUCCACUAUUGGCCGGCUCAAACCCGUUUACGCUUCUUCUAUCAAUCGACGCGCCAUUCGGUGUUCAUUUCAAGGUCCAUCGCUAAAUCAGCGAUUUUAAGGAAAUUUUGCAACAUAUUGUUCAAAAGUCUUCGUCAAUAGACUCAAAUAUUAGAUUGGGGAAAAAGAAAUCCAUUAUUUUCUCAGUAGAUGGCUGUAGUGAUCGUUAUCUCGUAUAGUAUCCACCAAACAAUUCAAUUUUUAUGCUCGUUUCAGACUAAAACAAACUUUCGGUGUUUUUUGUUUGUUCCAAUCAGUUGUUAUUUACAGGAUUUCAACAAUGAAAGUCAUCAAAAAAAAAACGAUUCAUUUUACAGUUUUUCUUUGGUAAAGACGAAAAUGCAAGACAGGUCGCUGAAAUUAUGAAUGGUGUUUAUGGUGCCGAUACUUUAACAGCGUGUAAUCACGUGCAAUUUUGGUUUCGUCGAUUACAUUCAGGUUUUUGAUGUUAAAGAUGCACCUCGCACAGGAAGAUCUGUCGUCGAAAAGGUCGAUAAAAUCAAAAAAAUAAUCUAAAUGUACCGACAUGUUAGUAAUCGUACUAUAUAUCGUCCAAAAGUGUUGCAACAUUUUAAUCUGUACUAGAGGGGUAAAAAAUCUUUCUAAUCUGUACUUUUUCUCCCGAAAAUCUGUACCAUGUACCAAAAAAAUGCUUAUUUAUUUACUACAAAUAGUACAUUUACAUUUGCAAGCCAUUCAUUUGUUUGACUGCAUACUAUAAUUAUUAAAAUUUUCGAGCUGCCGCCACGAUGUUUAAUCAAAUUAUUUGAUCUCAAAAUAGCGUUCGUCGUAUCGUUGCUGAGCAGAUUUCGAAGCUUAUUUUUGUUCUGAUUAUAUUCAGAAAAAAAUCAUUCGAUUGUUACCGAGAAGUGAGCAUAUUGAGAACGUUACAAAAAAGCAACGAAGUACCCAAGAAUGAGCGCGAACCGUCAUCUCUUUUUAGACAUCAAUUUCUGUCCUCCAAUCCUGCACAUGCUCGUCUUCUGAAACUGUGAUUUCCUUACGGAGUAAUUUUACCUUUUGGGUAUAGAAUUCAUUCUCUAGAUCCUGUAUAUUCCCAUCUCAGAACCCUGGAUCAUCAAAAUCAAAUCUUUUUUUCAUCUGCUUGAUCAGCUUUGCGAAAAAACAACGACGAUUAUCUCUAAAAAUGAUCUCUUCUGCUGCCAUUCCAACCUAAACAUAUUUGCCGCUUUUCAAAAGAUCUUCAAAUCAAUUAGUAUUGAAGAUAUAAAUCCUUCUGCUUUUCAUUUAGCAUCGUCAAUUCAUGGUUUUCACCCUGGAAAAAAAAACGAUUUCAUCUGUUGAUCCGAGGCAAAACAUACUCCAGAAAAAGCAACAGCAAAAACAAAAGUCAUUAAAUCUUUGAGGAUGGUCAAAAUUCUGAUUUUCGUCACAUUCAUAAUGGUGAAAAUGAUGAAAAACAAAACCACUCACCAUCUUGACCUAAAUGAUACGCUCGCGCGCGUGUUUCAUUCCCAAACUAAGGAUACAGUCAUCACUCACAAAUAAGAAACCAUGCACUUUUCCAUUUCUCCAGCAGAUAUAUUGAGAGCCAGUGUGCGCUAGUUGGGAGAAAUCUUGGUGCGAGUGAGUCACACUCUCUUACACUCUCUUUACGCUUUACUCUUGAUGAAAUAUGUGCGAAAACCUGUGUCCAGCACUGAAGCGCACUGAUCCGCACUCCGCCACUCAGAGGAGUACACUGAAGAGUAACCUGAAGAGUCCAAUCUCAUUCGACAUAAAACCCACACGCAUGUUUCACCUGGGUUCAUUUUUUUCAGCUAACCACAGCGCUAAACCACUUCUGUUCUUUUACCUGAGCGCAUCCUUCAGAGUGCACCCGCCAGAGCGUACAGGUAAAAGCUCAUCAUAGUGUACUCUCUAGCUCUCUAGCGCUCUCUUUCCACACUCUAGCGUGAGAGUGUUGAGUUAAAAAGAAAAUCUGCUCUUCCAUCUUCUUGCGCUCGCACAUAUCUAGAACUAUGGUGAUUAAAGAACAAAGAGGACCGUUCUCGUUGAGAUCAAGGCGUUGUACUAUAGGUGGACCGCAAUGUCAAAAUUACUCUUCGGCCAUUGCUCGUGAAAAAACAAAUUUGUUUACAAAACAAGUCGUACCUUUUGGUGACAAAUGCAUUCGUUGGAAAAAUAGCUGCUCGCGCUUUAUUGUCGAAUCAUAACAGUGCAGAAGGAUGUUUUAGUAUAUCUUUUCGCCUUUCUUUCCAAGCAAAAUGUACUUCCGUUUGGCUCCUAUCGGCGGGGAAAAGAGUACUAUCAGCUUACGGCGAUGGUGACAAAAAAUAACGCUGAUUGUGGCUCCACUGAUUUCGCUCAGGGAGGAGGAGAAUGCUGUGCAUAUACCGGGAGGAGAUCCGGAAAGGGCCGUUACAAGUAAUUGGCUAGAGCAAAAGGAGGUUGUGCACUAUAUUCCACGAAUAUAUAUUUGCUUAUUUUUUCCUUCAAUUAUUUUCCUUAGCGAGUUGACAAUGAAAUCAUAACCACACACCCAAACAAAAAGUAAAUAAUUCAGAAAGUUACGUCUCGCUACUCGUCUCACGUCAUGUCUUGAAAGUGUCAAGAACGAAACACCUAUAGUUCAGCAUCUUGGUUGAGAUGGCGGAGAAGGUUCUCUACAUUUUAUGUUCAUUUGUUUUAUACAUUUUAUGUUCGACAAAUGAUAUCCCGCAUUUCGUUUUUCGUGGGAGAAAUAGUUUGCUUUCUGUUUCUCCAUUUCUAUGGUCUAGACUCUAGAGUCUUGACUGAGCGCAGAGCAUCGAAACAGGCAUCGCUGGCUGCUUGAACCAGCUACCUCAUGAAGGUCCCAAAGGCGACAAGAGUUGUUGAAUUGAGCAGCUUAUACUUAGCCUUGUCCAACUUCAGUUGCGCUUAGAGACGUCGGUUAAUCGUUCGAUUAAUUCAAAUAAUCGAAUAAUUAUAAUCGAAUAAUUUUGUAUCGAAUAAUUUGAAAUCAAAAUAUGAAUAAAUCGAAUAAUUGUCACUGUAAUCGCGAUUAAUGAAAGAAGGAAUCUUUCUCAAGGUUAAUGCAUUUUCAGGCUAAGGAUUAGGCUAUUUAAUCCAACCAUCUAACAUCGACAACCCGAUAGACCACGCGACCAGAAUGACAUCGUGAUACGUGAUUUUUUCAAGAAAUAAAUAUUCGUUCGAUUAAUCGAAUAUUGAAAGACAAUUAUUCGAAUGAAUCGAAUAUUGAAAAAUACCCCAACGAUUAAUAGAUAAUCAAAUAAAUGAAAAAUUUAGACAUCACUAGUUGCGCUAGCAAAUUCGCUAUGAGUAGCUCGCAUGUAUCAUUGCAUAUUAUUUUAGUGGGUACAUUUUAGAAUCUGAAACCAUCAACUCCUGACGUAUUUCCAUCAAUUUUGCACCCGUAAUAUUUCUUCCCGCAAAGUUUUCGGUAGAGCUAACUGCUCAUCGCGUAGCUUUGACUCCUCCUCCUCCUCAUGACGUCUGUUGGUUUUCCUCAAACUCAGACAUUCCAGUGCCCUUCCGAGCCGCGACCGAAGUGGAAUCUCUACAGUCUUCUUCAUUGUCCUGGACGAAGUUUUACUGACCAUUUACGAAGUUUAUUAGAUCCAUUAUCAGAUCUGCUCAAUGACAUUUGGCCUGGCAUUGCUGGCAAAUCCAGUGGCUUUCACAUGCUCGAAUACUCCCCGAUGCGUCUUAAAUUGUGCCAGAGGUUAAAAUUAUUACACGUCACAUAUCUGCCGUUUCGGGUCGAUUCAAGACCACGGGGUCACAAUCAAGACCAAAGGCUCCAUUCUUACUCAUCCUGACGAUACCAAAAUUCAGGUUUUGCUAGGAAUACCAAGUUCGAUUAGUACAAUUUCUAUGUUAUGUUUCAUUUGAAUUACAACUUUAUCUUCAUAGAAAUCGGAACUCACAAUCUUUGUUAUCUCUUUUAGAAAGCUCAUUUUUUUGUUAUUUAUCAUCUUCGAUUUCGCCAGUUAUCGCGCAGUCACUAUUGAUAUUUUCAGAGUCAUCAUUCACUGCAAAUGUUAAAGUAGUGUUAAAAGACGAUUCCUUUUUAAAACAGUUCGUGAAACGUUUUUCUCAUGUUACAUUAGCAUAUUUUAAAACUAAGCGAGAAUGCACAACUCAAUUUUUGAACAAAUUUCGAACAAUUUUUGAUAAAUGAAUGAUUUUCUAUUGUCUCCUAUUUCUAUUUAAUACGUUUCAAUCACCGUACCUAGAUGUUUGGGAGUCUUUUGCUAUGACUGUGAAAAAAAACUAGGUAACUUUAUCGUAUAACUGUUUAGAAAAUACAUGAUAUUGGGUUUUGACACUGAGAAAAAAAAAAUCGAUUGAUCAAUUUUAGAACUGAUUGUUUUUUCCAAAAAAAACAUGUCUUCGUAUCUGACCUCCCUGUUCAUAUCGAUAAAAAAUGACUGUUCGGGCAAGUCGGAUCUCCUUUCUUCACUUGGAGCUUCUUGGACGUUUUUUAAAAAUAACAAUUUAACUUUAAUAGGAAUAGACUGUAUUUCUCGAAGGUUGGAUUUGAACUGGCGCUUUAUGUGGCUAUAAUAAAUUGAUGGUGUUUUGGAAAAUUGUAACGAUAUGGAAUAGUGACAUCAGGUUCAGCUGAUGCGUUCUUUUCUAGAACUGAGACUAUUAUCAAGAUUUUGACCAAAUACCAGACGUAUGACACGAUUGGAUUCAACGCGGGUUUUGUCAGCGGAGUUCUGGAGGAAUAUCAGUUAUUCAAUUUCAAUUACAGUUUUCAAUCAUUUUAUAAUAUUAAAUAAUUCCAUGGCGGCUCAAGAUGAACGCCCUGGAAAAAUCCUUCUUUCUGAACCUUCAAGUUUUUUUGUGGCCUUUAUUCUGAGAAUCAAAAUGAAAUGCCUUUGAUGUUUUAAUAGGAAUGUGAUAUGUUCAUUCCAUUUUAAAGAAAUAACAACACUUAUAUAGAAUAAGCAAAUAAAUUGGAAAAAGACAUUCGAUUUUUUGAAGAUCGAUUCUUUGGUACCGAUUAAAUCAGUGAAUCGAUCCCUGCGUCGUUUAGAAAAUCGAUCCAUCAAGAUCGAUCUUUUUCUAAAGAUUGCCCAAUCCUAAUCUGGAUAUAAUUCUGAAAAAGGCAGUUUGCGAAAUUCGGCAGAAGACGUGAGCAUGACAUGUCUAGGGAGUCAAAAUGACCGGUUGUAUCAUUUGUUCACAAAAUUUUGUCUAAAAUUUUAUUUAAUAAUAUAAUGUUAUGACUUUUUCUUUAUAUAUUUUCUUUCCUUUGAAAUCUUUAUGUUUAGACAACAAAAUAUCACACUAGUCAUAAUGACCACUUUGGUAGACAUAGAUAUAUUAUAACUGUCGAUAGUUCCAGUGUUAAUCGUAGACAAGAAAGAAAUCAGCUUGUCGUACCUUUUUUAUUUGUCUUCUGCGAGUCAUUUCUUUUGUCGUUAUAACCUGUAACGAAUGAAAAUUUAUUCCUAAUCAUGUAAAAAAUGGAUGAAUUUUGACCUAUUUGACAAUCGGCCUGAUUCUACGCGGCGUGUGAGGUGAGAUGACAAUUGUCACAUCACCAUCACGCACUCUAUGCCUACUGUCGCUCACUCACUCUAUGCCUACUGUCGUAUCGGGUGCCGUGAGAAGUUCAUUUUAUGUAUGUGAGAGGAUGAACUGCAUGUGACAAGGUGUUCAUUCUGCUGGUUGCCAAAUCAGAUCAGAGGUGCCACAUUCGCACAUAUGUCUAAGACAUUUAACUUUCGUCACUACCUUUUAUUCCUGCUGCAGGUUCUUUAAAACAGUGACAAAACAUUUUUGGGUCGUAAUGAUAAACGAAGCUGGCCAGUUUUGCAGAUAUUUACAGAUAUUUCAGAUUUUUAUCGCAUAUAUUUGAGAAAAAACAUAUGACAUCCCAGAAUUUUAUUUAUUGCGCUCAGAGAGGUUAAAUGCAAGGCGCUAGAAGUAUAUCCUAAGGUGAGGCCGUUUCGUCACUAAUUUGGUUAGGGGAGCGGUAUAUGAAAACAGUACGGAAGAAAGCAGAAGGGAAUUUAUUUGCUUGAAGUGUGAAAGAGACAGACUGAUCACGAGCGAGCUUGGGCACAAGCGUAUUGUGUUUUGUUUACAAACGAAACACAGUAGACUUCCAAGGUGGCUGAAGGGUGGUUUUAGCAAGUUGGCCCACCUUAGGAUAUAAAAUGUAGCCUUAGGAUAAAUGGAAAUGUAAAUUGGUGGUGAUGACUUGUGGCUAGAUAGAUUAAACACAAGAUCCAUGCAAUAGUUGUAUUUAAGAGAAAAUAAAUUGGCUUCAUGUAAUUGAAAUAUUUCCGGAGUGCUUAUUCGUCAGUUCAAGGGAUAACAGAUUCACUACCGCUUUCAUAAUAAAUUCAAACUACUUGCAAUUCGCAACUCGCACUGUGAAAAUUGAAGAUAAAUUGAUUAUUAAGACCAAAACGACGCUUACCAUUUCUCAUCCAUUUUUCAUUUGUUUUUAUGCGCUGUCGACACCUCAAGACAUAUCGACACUUGUCACCUAGAAAUCCCAGUUCACGUGACAAUCGUCACGUAGAUUUGAGAGCGGGAAUACGGUGAGAGUUCAUUCAAGUGAGAAUUCUCACGGCAUACGCCUGGUGGAAUCGCGUGACAUGCGUGACAAUUGUCAUCUCACCUCACACGCCGCGUGGAAUCAGACCGAAUAUUUACAAAGUUAUGGCAGGGAUUUUUGGUUUUUUUACAUUUAUACACAUGUUUCUAUAAUGAAAUUGAACAAAAUUAAAUUCAUUACCCAAUAUUUUAUAACUCAUACAGUGCUUGUUUUGAUAUCGUAUAAUACAUUCUAUUAAAACUAUUCGCGUUUAAAAUGAUUCAAAAUGAAAGCUUGUCUUUCACACCUAGCAUCCCUGCUCUAUAUAAUAUGAGAUUGUAACUAGUGCAGUGCUGCCAAUUGGCACCACAACUUAUGUUCAAUUAUCUGGCGCUGCAAGGCCUAAUUAUUGAACGAUUAUUUAAGUCUGAACGACCUCCAACAAUACUCAAAUUGUACAAGCCGUGCACAUGAAAACAACUCACAGUGAUGAGAUUGAUUUCGAUUGUCUAAACCUUCUGUUCUAAGGUACUGUAAGUGUCAAGUUCACUACCAAGAAAACUACUCCGUCAGUAAGCCAGCUUCCUUCCCAUCUCAGCCUAAAUAUAGCAUAGUACAUAAGUAACACUUUAGUGAAAAAAAAACAAAACCCUUAGAAAACAAAAGAAAACGCAAUAAACCCGUGCCACUGCGUGUAAAUCGAACCCAAACAGUGACGAUGUAGACUACGCAUGAUCGAACACAAGCGACGCAACGGUGUAAGAAACGUAAAUAUAACCUUCCAAAAUAAUUCCUAACAACGCAAUGGCAAACAUGAUAUAGUGCAACAAGUAGUUUUUUUUAUAAUGAAGAAUAAGAUAACGGUUAAAAUUAUCGCUAACGCCACGUAAGAGUAAACCAAAAAUGAAACCGCACGAAGGCGCUAGCGGGGAUUAAAUGAGGUUUUCGAGGAAUGCCUAAUUUAUUGUACACUGGAACCAUGCAGAAAUAAUUAUCUAGUAGAAAAAUCUGAGAACAAGGAAGGGUAUGAACAGAGAGACAGAGAGAGAGAGCAAGAAAAAAAAAAAGAAAUAAAUAUUUUUAUACAAGCCUAUUGAAACGGAAAGCGAAACAAUGCAAACAAGAUGAAGAAAAUGUGACUAAUUGUUAUAUAUAGUUAAAACUAAAAUUCCAAAUUAUUCGCCGACGCUUGGAAGAAAGCCACGGAUAGAAUAAUAAUAUUUUAGAAACUGUCGAAACAAAAAGAUUAAAACACAAUGAAUACACUCAAACAUACACACAGCAACAUGAGGUGUAAGCCCCACGGCAAAUGUAAAGUGCGAUGAUGUUUUGCGACUCAUGCAGCAAAAAAGGUGUCAAUUUUGGUGAGUGAGAAAGGAAUGAGCAGGAUUAAGCGGAAAUGAAAACUGAGCGUUAACUAGGAGCUGUGAGAUUUCUAAACAGAAACGAUGAUUGUUGGCCGAAGCGAGAGGCGGAGCGCGAAAGAUGACUUUAAAGAAGUGUUUGACGUUGUUGAUUUAUUUAGAACAAUUAACCCGAUAGUAGGGAUGAGCAACGAAGUCCUGGCUGUCCUGUCAGCCUUUACCUUCGCCAUCCGCAGUAGUGGGCAGCAUGUAGAGGGCAUAGGUUAGUGAGCGUUUUCCCCGGGUGGAAAUGCGGAGGCCGUUUUUAGAUAGUGAAAGACGCUUCUUUUCGCGGUUCAGUUUGAAGACACGUGGUUUGAAAAAAAAAACGAAUCGCAACUUGAAGUCAGUUCUGUGUGAUUCCUUUGCUCGAAUUGAUUGUCUAAAUUAGGAAAUAAGUCGUUGGAAAUAUUCUCGGUCGCACUUUACUUCUAACUGUGUAAUACAUUACUAGUGGUUCUAUGAUGCGUAGUGAAAGCUAUAAGAAAACUAAGCUUCAUUUUUUACCUGUUGAACAACAAUUAAAUCAAUCCUAGUGAACAGCUUGAUUCGUUUUAAAACAGAAUUGUAGUUGUUGCUGCACUUUCACAACAAGUUUAAAUUAUUCUGAUCGAUUAGGUAUCAACUGAUUUGGCCACACUGUACUUUAAGGAAUUACGGAGAGCAGAACCAGCGGUGAACGGUUUUUCCAAGCGCUCAUACGCGUGGGAAAAAAUGUGAGAAAAGAAAUAGAAAUGCAAACAUAUCGUGCGAUACAAUAGCGAACAAAAUUAUAGUCACAAUUAACAAAAUUAACUUAUUUUAUCAGUAAACAAACGAAACAGUACAACAUAAAAUUCCGGAUAAGCAAUGUUCCAUGAGAAAAUUGUUAUUUUAACACACGCAAACAAAAAGGUGCACUUGAACUUUCCUCCCCCAACUCAACUCGCUGUAGCUCAGAAUCUGUAAACAAACAUGUUCUUUUGCAGCCACACACACACAUAUACAGACAAAUAGUCACAUCUACAUCUACACACUUGAACAAUCUCUGUCAAUUAAAACAUGAGCUGAACUGAUGCUACGCAUUAUCUUCAUACACAAACACACACACACGAUAGGAAUGGAAAGGAAUAUGGUUGCGAGUUGCUACAAUUAUUAGGAGCGAAUUAUAAAUCAAUUUAUAUGGAA